Molecule: messenger RNA, 1102 nt
Organism: Helianthus annuus (common sunflower)
Lineage: Eukaryota; Viridiplantae; Streptophyta; Magnoliopsida; Asterales; Asteraceae
Product: probable receptor-like protein kinase At5g59700
Exons: 1
Coding region: 11-1078 (355 amino acids)
Molecular function (GO): protein kinase activity
Source: RefSeq, a predicted model, not a curated record
ACAUGCUUCAAUGGAGUCCACUCUUCUCAUCAUCCUUCUCUCUGCUCUUUCACUUGUUUCCUCACAAUCACAAUAUGUGCCAGACCACUACUUCGUUAACUGUGGAUCUAACUCUGAUACCGAUUUCACCCGAAAAACAUUCACCGGAGAUGAAAACCCCACCACCUUCUCACUUUCCGGUGGCCACAAGGCCGUAAACAACAAUCCGACGUCAGAAAUCUACCGAACAGCAAGAGUUUUCACUAAGAAGUCAUGGUAUGAACUCGAAGCGGAUGGAAACAACACUUUUGUGAUGGUAAACCUUCAUUUUUCACCCUUUGUUUAUAAUGGAAUUGAAUUAUCUACUUCCAAAUUCGAUGUUUCAGUUUCUGGGUACACUUUGUUAUCUGAUUUUAAUGUCGGAAACUCGACUGUGAUCAAAGAGUUCAUAAUCCCAAUUGGAUUAGAACGAAAGUUUAGAAUUCAAUUCACACCCUCCAGUGGUUCAUCCCCUGCUUUUGUUAAUGCGAUUGAAGCUUUCACAACACCACCUCAAUUGUUCAAGCAUGGCGUCCCUACACCUCAUAUAUCACCCUUGGGGAAAACUGGUGAUAUGGAUAACAUAUCUUCAUCUUAUGCUUUCAUCCCAGUUUAUAGGAUUAACGUUGGUGGUCAGAGCAUUGAUGUAAACCAUGAUACUUUAAGAAGAAACUGGAUAUCAGAUGAUCCCUUCAUCAAUAAUAUUGACGCAGUGGAGAACACACCACCCUCAGGCACAAUCAAUUAUGGCCAAGGUUGGGCUACCAGAUAUGAUGCUCCUGAUGCUGUUUACAACACAGCCCAACAAUUGAAACCGAAUUCGUCGGUCAAUAUAACAUGGAAUUUUAGAGUUAAUAAGAACGCCAUGUACCUUGUUCGGGCCCAUUUCUGUGACAUUGUAAGCCAAGCCUUCAUGAGUUCUGAUGAUGCCUUCAAUUUCUUCAUUUACAGAAAUUAUAAGGAGGUGAUUAAUCCGGGUGAUAAGGUACGCGCGCCGCAAGAACAUUUAUACAACACAAAUAAAGGCUUGUGGUGGAUUCCGUUGAGUCUGGAUUUGUGAAUGUUAGUAUCGGAGCAAUUCCCG